AUGCCGGACUGUCAGAAUGCAUUGCACACAGCUGAUGCGCUAUCGAUAGCGAUAUCAACCGAAAGCUGGAAUUUCAAUCCAAUUGCAUUCAAUUUAAAUAUGAAGGAAAAAAAGAAAAAGACCCGCAAAACGGCCAAUAAACCGAAGGAAACUUCAGAUACCCAGAAAAAGAAGAUAAUUGAACUGCUGCAUGAGUACAACGACCUGAAGGAUGCCACACAGCGCGUCCUGGAAGCCUUGGCGAACCUAAAAUGCGUACCCGUCGGAUCGGUUUAUGCUACUUACAACCUUCCCCACGACGAAUAAAAUAAGCGCUUUUAAGACUGUUAUCUUUAUGUACUUGUUGUAAACAACUUGUAAUACAACUGAGUGCAUGUAAAUGCUAUAUUGCUGGGCAGUCCAUGAGGCUUCUGCUAUUAAAUCCACCUAAAACUA
Drosophila yakuba is the source of this 435-nucleotide messenger RNA. RefSeq lists its product as uncharacterized. The record is from RefSeq and is a predicted model, not a curated record. The transcript has a single exon. Gene Ontology annotation, cellular component: Swi5-Swi2 complex; Swi5-Sfr1 complex. Bases 1 to 306 code for a protein of 101 amino acids. Lineage: Eukaryota; Metazoa; Arthropoda; Insecta; Diptera; Drosophilidae. Gene Ontology annotation, biological process: double-strand break repair via homologous recombination; meiotic joint molecule formation; meiotic DNA recombinase assembly involved in reciprocal meiotic recombination.